GUCCCAUUAGAGUUACAGGACUUCCUGCUUUUACAAGGAAAAAAGCACCUCCACACACAGGAGACGGCUGACUCCAGAGCUGCCCCUUCGCUAUAAUACACAACUUCCAAGUCAAGGGUGGAACAACUUCCAUGCAGGAUGUCCGCCAUGGAUCAUGUGCAAGUGCGGCCAGUGACAGCAGUAGCAUGGACUUCCAACUCCACCACAUGCCCCAAAGACUUCACCUUGAUUAAUAUCACUGAAGAUGGAGCAAAUGCAAACUUUACGCGCAGCUUUGGAAUGAAAUCUGGAUAUUACAUCUGUUACAGUAAGGCCACGUCAGAAGGUAUGGUCGUGUCAGACAUUCAGCUCAUCUCGGACAAGGAUGCCAUUCCUCAUGGCUACACUUUCAUAGCAGAGCACCUGGAACCAAAGGCCACCGUUUCAAAGAAGAAGCGCGUAUGUGUGCGAGUUGUCCCAGAGGGUAGUGUGGACACAGCCGUGCUGGACAUCAAACUGACGGCCAAAAGCAAGAUGAUGUUACAGCACUACACAUAUGUUGGAGACGUCCAUGGCUUCGUAUUGUGGUGUAGGAAGGGUCAUUUUACCAGCGCCGCACCCAAAGCCAAGCCCCGCCGCAAAAGUCUGGAUGUGCGCAGACUCUCACUCGAUGGUCCGUCUGCUCCUCAGCCUCUAAAACCAAGCAACCAUCUUCAAGGGCCACAUGGCAAAAUCAGCACCAGGCGCCACUCCCUCCGUGACACAGACACUGUGGACAAACUAGCUGACAGCAGCAUCCAAGCCAUCACAGCUCUCGAGGGAGUUCCCUUCAGCCUUCACCCAAAGUUCGAUACCCAGCCAAAAAAUACGACUCCUCAGCUCACCUCACAACUCAACAACAUUCGCAUAAAGUCUCUCCAGGACAUAGAAAACGAGUAUAGCUACACAUUUGCAGUGGAGGAAUAUGCUGCUAAAAAGACCACACCCUCAUCAGGUCAGUGAUCUUCGCACAACUUCAGCUGGUACAAAUGAAGGACCAUCGCAUCUGUGUGAAGUUCCUAAAGGAAAUACGUAAUUUUAUAGACCAUCUUUUUAAAAGGUUUUAUUAAUGAUAGCAUCUUGAAACAUUCCAGUUUGCUAUUGCAGUUGAAGGAAUAUGAGGAUUAAUGACUCAAUGAAUAUCUGCUGUUUAGGGCAAAUCAUCUGCUGCCAUCACGUUUGCACUCAUGUGCUUCAUUCUUUACCUAACUAAAAAGAAACGAUGUCAUGUAGUCUAUGAAGAUGCACUUUUCACUGUUGGUCUGGAGUGCUAAUAUGUCAGACCACAGCAACAAUCAUAAACCUGCAUAUGCAUCCCUGAAUGUAUUGUUUCUUAUAACACAGCUUAUUCAGCUUUAGUCUCUGUGACUGUAGGAAAGACUUGUACAGAAGUGCGGGCCAGUGCUAAAAUGAUAUGUAUAUAUCAUAAAUAAGGAUUUUUUUAUAAGGAUGUUUUUGUUAUUUCUUUCUGGUGGCAUUGGGCUCAAAGAUUUAUGUAUAAAUGCCCUAUAAAUCAGACAUAUACUGAAUUGGAAAAUAAAAUCAACAAAAUUA
Nerophis ophidion (straightnose pipefish) is the source of this 1572-nucleotide messenger RNA. It is a transcript of the gene mvb12a, whose product is annotated as multivesicular body subunit 12A. Lineage: Eukaryota; Metazoa; Chordata; Actinopteri; Syngnathiformes; Syngnathidae. The transcript has 10 exons. The record is from RefSeq and is a predicted model, not a curated record. The coding region runs from base 139 to 981 and encodes 280 amino acids. Gene Ontology annotation, cellular component: cytosol; ESCRT I complex. Gene Ontology annotation, biological process: receptor catabolic process; viral budding; endosome to lysosome transport via multivesicular body sorting pathway.